AGUUGACAAUGACAGUGUGUCCAUUCUGUAAUGUCAGUUUUUUAACAGUAAAGGAUUAAUAUUAUAUUUUCAUAUUCACUUCCAAUCAAAUAAACAUUUUAGUCUGAUAUUUAAGAAUCUCGAAAUCGUAAUAAAGUAGGAAUGGUGUAAGGGUCGCUCGGUGACUUUAAAAUGAUUGUGCAAGAACCCGUUCAGGCUGCUAUUUGGCAUUGUUUAAAUCAUUACGAUUACGCCGAUGCUAUAUUUCUAUCGGAGCGAUUGUACGCCGAAGUCAACAACGAGGAGAGUCUCUUUUUACUAUCCACAGCUUACUACAGAAACGGCCAAAAAGAUCAAGCUUAUUACAUAUUAAAGGACAAUAUCGGAAGUUCCUCUCAAUGCAGAUAUUUGUUUGCGAUUUGUGCUUAUGAACUCGAGAAAUACGCAGAAGCCGAAGGAGCCAUACUAGAAACCACGUCUGAUGGUAGCUCGUUAAACGACGAUGAUCUAUUGAAGGAAUUCGGCGCCCAAACCUGCUUCGUAAUGUUGCUACUGGGCAAAAUCGCGGCCAAAACGGAACGUAAACACAGAGCCUCGGAAGCUUGGAAGAAAGCCCUGAAAUUGAACCCGUUCCUGUGGACGAGCUUCGAGAGCCUCUGCAAAAUCGGCGACAAACCCGACCCCAAAGCCAUUUUCCAAAUAACCAACAUCGAGAAUAUAUCAAUGUGCCAAGGCAGCAGCGUCAGUAACAUCGACAAGGCGAUCAUCACCAACAACGUCACUACAUCGGCCAAUUUAGACGAGAGUUUCUCGACGCCCGAUCAUUGGUCCAAUCCCAAUCCGAUAUUGAUUUGCAACACCAACGUGAAACAUUGUUAUACGCCCGAUGAGAGUCCAUUGGCCCAACCGUUGUCUUUUUCCGGUAUAUGCCCCUUUCCCGCAACCGGACACAAAACGAGAACCAAAUACACCGAUGUCGGUGGUACGCCUCGAACCGGUUAUCAAGUAUCGACGCCAACAUUCGGGCAGCUCUUCGAUAGCACCUUCGACGAAAACAUGGAUAAUCUCGACGUGACUCCGCUGACUCUAACCGAAUCGAACAACCACCAGCAAUCGUUAGCGAAGCGAGUGAUAGCUCACAUGGAUCAAUUCAUCGGUCGCAAAGAAGCGCUGUUUCAAAACAAGCCCGUGUUGGGCCAGUACCCGGUGACCAAAGCCUCCUCGAUACCGCUCACCGUACAACCCGAUCAGAACGUUCGCCGGAGUUCGAGGCUAUUCAGCAACAGUUACUCGGUGAAGGAGAACAACAAGUCGCCGAAUAGGAACAAAUUCGUCACGCCGAAAUCGCCCUCUCGGAAAACCAAGCAGCGCAUGGCCAAGUGCAAUCUGAACGAGAAUUCCGGCUAUUCGGAAUUGAAUGCGAAGAAUAAAAACGACAAGGAGAAGAACGAAACGGUCACAUCGGCCGAUGCGAAAUCGGAGAAGAACAUGAUGAACAACACCGCCGAGAAUUUCCUGCUGCAAAUCGUCAACAUGCAGAAACAGAGCGCCGAAGGCUUGAUGUACCUGUUCAGGGAAGUGGGCCAGGCGUAUUUGGAUCUGUCGCAGUUCGAAUGCUCAUCGGCCAUCGAUCGAUUGAACGAUUUACCAGCCAACCAGCUCGACACCUCUUGGAUCCAAUCGCUGCUCGGUCUGGCCUAUUUCGAGCAAUCAGACUACGAAAACAGCGUGAAACAUUUCGAACUGGUGCACGACAGGGAACCGCACCGAUUGGAUUCCAUGGACGUCUACUCGACGGCCCUCUGGCACCUGCAGAAGGAAGUGGCCCUGUCCGCUCUCGCCCAGGACCUCAUCGAUUCGAAUCGCAACUCGCCGGUGACGUGGUGCGUGGCCGGCAAUUGCUUCUCGUUGCACAAGGAGCACGAUACGGCCAUCAAGUUUUUCCAAAGGGCCAUCCAGGUGGAUCCGGGCUUUCCGUACGCCUACACGUUGCUCGGGCACGAGUACAUCACCACCGAGGAGCUCGACAAGGCGAUGUGUUGCUUCCGCAACGCCGUCCGGCUGGACGCCAGACAUUACAACGCUUGGUUCGGCUUGGGGACGAUUUACUCCAAACAGGAACGGUAUACGUUGGCCGAGCACAAUUUCUCCAAAGCUCUGUCGAUUAAUCCCAAGAGUUCCGUUAUUCUCUGUCACAUAGGUGUGGUGCAGCACGCUCGUAAGCAAACGGAAAAAGCCCUGAACACGUUCAAUAAAGCCAUAGCUAACAAUCCGAGAAGCGCCCUGUGCAAAUUCCACAGGGGAUCCAUAUAUUUCGCUUUAGGUAGACAUUCAGAAGCGCUUAAAGAGCUAGAAGAAUUAAAAGAAAUAGUACCCAAAGAAUCGUCGGUUUAUUAUUUAAUAGGUAAAGUACAUAAGAAAUUAGGCCACACGGAUUUGGCCCUGAUGCACUUCAGUUGGGCGACGGAUUUGGACCCGAAAGGGGCCAGUAGUCAGAUAAAGGAGGCCUUCGAUCCGUCGUUUGGAAGGAGCACGACUGAAAUGGAUUCGCCUUUAGAGGUGUCCGGUGUGGACGGUUACGAAUCGGAGAGCAAUUCGGGACAGAGAUUCGUAACACCGAUGCUUAGACAAAAUUUGAACGAGAGCGAUAGCGUGUAAUAUUACAUAGUAUUCUUUAAACUAAAGAGAACGUGUGAAUGGAUGUUUUUUUUCUUUUAAAUUUCGCAUUAAAAGGAUUCAAUUUUAUUGGUCGAAUUAUUUUAUUUUUACUUUUGUCGCAUAAAUAGAACUCUAAGAGAAUGUAUAUAUAUCGUUUCAUUAAAUUAUUGUGAUUUGUAUUUUCUAUUUGUAAGUUGCGAACGAAUUAUUGUGAAUUUUGUUUCGAGAAAAAUAAAAACGUAUACUCGUAAAAAAAAAACGUCGAACCGAUUCUCUUAAUCUAUUCUAUAUUACUCUUAUUUAUCCCUUAACCCGCCAUGUUUUUAAACAUUUCGCCCAACAUCAGACUGUCCAAGGCCUUUUGUACGGUGGGAUCUUUCAAAAUGGGCGUGGGCUCGCUCGACGGAGGAUCCGGGGCCGUGAUCGAUGCGGGUAUCGAGGACUCGUUAGAUUUAUUCAAAAUGCUCAUUAUUCUACUUUGCAACUCCACCUGCUUGGCGUCCGAUUCCUCUUUGGGCGCCAGCCCUUCUUCCACUUCGUAUUCGUGCUG
This is a messenger RNA of Phyllotreta striolata, 3187 nucleotides long. The record is from the annotation of a GenBank genome assembly. NCBI's taxonomy places the organism in Eukaryota, Metazoa, Arthropoda, Insecta, Coleoptera, Chrysomelidae.